AGUUUGUUACUGGCUUCAUUGCUGACUCGUGUAGAGAAAUGCUUGCUUAUCUCGUAGUUAUUUGAACUGCUCAUUGCGAUAUCCCUUUACAAUUCAUAUUAACCAGAAAGCACGUUCAUUAUAUAAAAAAACGGCAAUGGAAUACAUUCAAAUGAUUAAUUUUACGAGAAAUGUAUAAACUAUUCACAUACGCGAAAGCGGAAAUAAACUACAUAUCCCAUGAGACGAAGCGACCGUGAGCGCGAAAGUUGGAGCCUCUAGAGGAGGAACCCGUUCUGUUCGUUUAGAACUUUUUGAAGUUACCGUAACUACUUUUAAAGCAUUUCCAGUAAGUUUUUGCAAGGAGUUCUUGUAGACAGUAACAUGGCUUCAUCAAAAAAUCAGGGAGAGUCUGCAGCAAUUGGAGGAGAACAGCAACAAUGGGUUGCCUCUGAACCAGCUUGUAAAAAAAGAGAUGAUUACCUGGAAUGGCCUGAAUAUUUUAUGGCAGUAGCCUUUUUGUCAGCACAAAGAAGCAAAGAUCCAAACUCACAGGUUGGAGCUUGUAUUGUGAACCCUGAGCAUAAAAUUGUCGGAAUAGGAUACAAUGGAAUGCCUAAUGGUUGCAGUGAUGAUGUCUUACCGUGGGCAAGGACAGCAAAAAAUAAACUGGAUACAAAGUACCCCUAUGUGUGUCAUGCAGAAUUGAAUGCCAUUAUGAACAAAAACUCUGCUGAUGUGAAAGGAUGUACCAUGUACGUUGCCUUGUUUCCCUGUAAUGAAUGUGCAAAACUUAUCAUCCAGGCAGGUAUAAAAGAAGUCAUUUUUAUGUCCGACAAGUACCAUGACACUCCUGAAAUGACAGCUGCCAGACGUUUGUUUGAUUUAGCUGAAAUUAAAUAUAUAAAAUUUACUCCAAAACUCAGCAGGAUAGUCAUUGAUUUUGAUGCAAUUAAUAGUGCAGGACAAAGUCAAAAUCUGUGUCAGUGAUGUCUCCUUGAAGUAACAGAAGGACUUGAAGUUGAUGCAUCUUCAGUCAUGUUUCCAACUUCAUCUUCAGUCAUGUUUCCCUUUAAUAUGAUUGACUUUUUAUUUCUGUUUUUUGUGCAAUAAAUAAAUAUGUUUGUACUCUUUGAAGUUUUGCUGCUAUGAGAUGAAUGUUUUACAAGAUUGUUUAACUCUUAUGGGAUUUGAUAUUUCAUCAGAGUUUUGGCUGUUCUGUAUUCCACAUUAUUGAAGAAAUUAAACAUGACAACAGGCUGCCCUA
Molecule: messenger RNA, 1246 nt
Organism: Protopterus annectens (West African lungfish)
Lineage: Eukaryota; Metazoa; Chordata; Ceratodontiformes; Protopteridae
Gene: DCTD
Product: dCMP deaminase
Exons: 6
Coding region: 364-969 (201 amino acids)
Biological process (GO): dTMP biosynthetic process; dUMP biosynthetic process
Cellular component (GO): cytoplasm
Molecular function (GO): dCMP deaminase activity; zinc ion binding
Source: RefSeq, a predicted model, not a curated record